Molecule: messenger RNA, 6330 nt
Organism: Coniophora puteana RWD-64-598 SS2
Lineage: Eukaryota; Fungi; Basidiomycota; Agaricomycetes; Boletales; Coniophoraceae
Exons: 4
Coding region: 1417-5865 (1482 amino acids)
Source: RefSeq, a predicted model, not a curated record
GCGCGUGAGAGCUCGUCGACUGGCUGCAAUGUACCAAGAGCGGAACGAGAGGAAGGGGGGUUGCUUCCGGCUGGGGACGCUCGUUGGGCAAGGCGUCAGCUGCCUCUCGAAAACAGCGAGUUUCGGCAUGGGUGCUGCUGGGCCUGCAGCCAACGCAGCCCUGCGAAACCUCAUGCAGUGCUUCGGGAGGCGCCAAAAGGUGAUCAUGCACUCCGGCUGAAGCCUGGCUGGCACAGUUACGGACUGCGACGGUCUGGCACUUGACCUUUGAAAGUCGUACGACCCACCAAUUGAGGCGCCCCGGAAGCGUCUUCCAAUCGACAGACGUGACCCGGUCGUUCAUCCAACCUUAAAAGCAGCUUCCAUUCCUACGCCAGUCGUCACUUGGAUGCGCAUGUUUCUGCCGGCAUCUACACUCGUUCCGCGUCACCUUGUUACUCUUCCGCGUUCGGACACGUAUCGGCUUGCCGCUCUUUGACCCCAUCACGAGUUUUGGCUAUCGUUGGUACCAUUCUUCCGUUAUCGAUGGCGCUGCGGACCCGGUACCAGAGCUUGUCUGUCGGAGUUUGGUUCGCAAGACUUGGAACGUGAGGCUUGGAAUGCGUUUCAGAACUCUGGAUGAUGGAAUUGGAGAAAGGCAGAGGGUUAGCGCCAACGAGCUUCUAGGCCUGGCAAAGAAGAGGUCGGAGUCGAUUUUGUCGAUUCGUGGCGCCAAUCGAUGGAGUUGGAAGGAGAGGAGAGAAGGAGGGGGUGGGGCGUGGUCGUUCUGGUGACCUUGGCGAUGGCGAGUGCGACCCAUGGAGACGGCUGGUUUGGUGGGGGGUCGAUUUUGAGCCAAUCGCUGCCCUUAUAUUGACCAGCUGAGUCUAAUGAAACAAUUUGCCUGGCCCCGUUGCUCGGGGCGAGGCCGAGGAGGAGAUCUCUAACUUUGUCUGUGUGAACGCUAUGAUUGGAUUCUAAGAAAGGGUAAGCUAUAAUUGUAAGCUACAGGGACCGCAAACCCUCGACAUCAAUGUCCCAGGCGUGCAGGUUCUUGAGUGGGCUGUAGUCGCUGUAGGCAGUCUCGAGUUGGCCUGUGACGGCAGGGCAUUGUGGGCCACGCGCCGGGUAGUGUCAGUGGUCGAGGAGAUGGUGGGAUCUGGGGUCCGCACGUGAUGAGAUGAUGCCUUGUGUCGGCCCGCGGGUGCUGUUCUUCAUAAAGAGGAGCCUCCUGGCAAGGGCAUGUCCAUGUCCCUCCAGCUUGCUUGGUGUCUCCUCGCUGCCUCACCCAGUCUGGUCAAGUCUCACUCGACUCGCGCAGUCUGCUCGCCUUUCAUUCUUGUGCAUUGCCUGCCUGAGCCUCACAUCACACUCCGAGCUGGGUAGCUUGAUAGCUCACAGCCAUUGCCAGCCACUACCAGCCACCAGCGCUCGUUUAUGGCUUCAGCUCGUCAUCUCGUGCCGCCAUCUGCCAGCAACUCACUCAUGGGCAACUGCCCUCGGCCACGCUCGCGCUCGCCAGCCCGUCCGGGGAUUUCUCCUAUUUCGUCACGUCCGACAUCUGCUACCCCAUCCAGCACGUCUGUGUCCUCUUCAGCGACGCAGCGCGCUGAACGCGUCGAGCGGGCAGAGCUGGGGAGGGAAAGGGAACGAGGCAGGGAGCCCGCUCCUUACUUGACACACGAGGUGGUGCACCAUGGUCGGAGAACACUCAUUCCACCCGACAACGCCGGCAGGAGACGCAAAGGGAAGAACCCGAAGCGCCGGGAGGAGAAACGCGAGGAGGAGGUCCGCUUUAAUCUCGGCUACCCCUUCAAAGCCACGCGCCAGGCGAGAGAGAGGCGUCGCCAGCAACAGCAGCAAGAGAACGCAGAUCCUCCGCCGCCGUCGUAUGAGGCGACGACGGCCGUACCGAACGUGCUCGAUAUGAACCCACACCAUUCCCAGGAGAUCCCGUCACCAUCCGUUGCGUCUUUCCGUUCUGCUGCAACGUCCUUGCCCAUCGAGUCCCAUGGUCCCCCGCCGCCCAUUCCCCUAUCCACUCGGCCCGAUCUUCCGCGGGUUCCGACAGACGUUGAAGACCCGUCGUCUCCUCGAGAGAGCAUCGGCAGUGAUUCGCCUACGCCAACACCCUCUUCUUCUUCUUCUAAGCCCACCUACGGGUACGAAGAGAAAUUUGCUGAUGCAGAGGAAUAUGACUCGGACUCCAGCUGCGGGUAUGAGAUGGUAGACCUCGACCCGUCGCAGCGUUGGGAGAAGGAUCGUGAAGCUGCAGGACUUAGCAUCGCCGUCCGGAAAGAGAAGGGUCGCAUUGAGGAACGCGAGAAGAAUACGUCGCCGCCCGACACUCCGGCCUCCUCUCAUGCACCGACUCUUGCACAACUGGAAAAGCUCGAGGGAAUGGGGAAAUCUGCUAGUCCUCGAAAACGUCUGAUGCAGAAGCUCUCGGUCAAGAUCCCUUCCAGCAUACACAACACUGCCGGUUCGCACGCAUCCAUGCAGUCGACGUCUACAGUGUCCUCAGCUUCGAACACGGCUGCGACGACUCCAUCGACGCCAGGAACCAUGCGUACGCUGUUCCGCACUCAAUCGCCCCCACAACCGCCUCCGACCACGCCUAGCACAUCCAGGCUCGCACUUUUGCGCGGUCACACAUUCAAUCGUAGCUCGCCCAUGCUGGCCGAACGUGGCAACGCUGGCGCCGCCUCUUCCCGAGCCCAAAACCCACCUGCCAGUAACACGGGCAAGGGCUCGUCUUUUCUCUCGCAUGUCAAGGGCAAAGCAAAGGCCCGACGCGGUAGCGUACCAGCCUCCACUUGCCCCUUUACCUCAUCCGAGCCCUCCGAGGACUGGGAAGUGCUGCCCAAGGACGUUGACGGAAUCCCUUACGACUUCAAUGAGGGAAACAUGGGUAUCAUGUCCAAACUUCGGCGUCGCUCAUCUAGGGGUGUCCUUCUCCAGGAGACAGCGCCGCAGCCGGGUGCUCGGCCAAUAUUUGCAGAGCUGGAAGGAGGAAGCCCAAGAGGUAGCCGUUCCUCGAGUCAGGUCAGGCAUGAUCCGUCGCCGCUUGGUCAAGGAGAAGCACGUCGCGCGCAGCAGUCCCCGUCGCCUGCGCCUGCACCCGCUGUGCCGAAGGGCCACAUGCGACAUUACACCUCCCCGACACGGUUCAGUGGUUCGGGAGCGGAUCCAGCGAGUGCACCACCGUCGCCUUCGCUUCAUCGCUCUGCAUUCCAGGCGUCAUCGGUGUCGCUUUCGCAGGUCGGGCACGGUAGCGAGACGGCGGCUGCAGCAAGGGAACGCACGACACCUUUCUUAAAGCGGACAAUGCAUCCUUCGAGCCCAACGCGGUCCGAGUUCGACAGGGCGAGCGACCAGCAGUCGAUGCAUUCUCUCUCAAGUCCUACCUCUGCAAUACGCACGAUGCCCAUUCCUGUCUCUAAUCCCUCUGUGGCUAUCGCGAGGCGCGCCGAGCGUUCGUGCUCUCCUAUUCGGACUGGACAUGUUAUCUCGCGGUCCGAAUCAGCUAUCCAUGAUCACCCUCUCGCGCCUCCGUCUGCGAUCCGUACAACACCGACGAUCCGCCCACAGGAUAUUCCUCGCCCUCAGAUUCCUGCGGCUCAGCCGGCUCCGCAGACUCCGCAGGAACCGCAGCUCCCUCCCCAGACCCCACAUACAUCGCAGAUCCCCCGGGCCCAGACGCCGCAAGGUGACACCCUUACCCUGUUUAACAGCGCACCUGCCCUGGAACGCGGCUUCGCCCCUGGCCCAGAGCUGGACGCAAGCUCAGAUCCCAACUUGAGUCCGAGAUCGCGGGACAGGCACGCCAGGGCACGUAGCGUGCAGCGCGAGGAUUCGAGCACACCGACGUACAGCACCGUCUAUGCGGACGCAUCGCCGCCGUACACGCCGCGAGACCCGAGCACGUGUAUCCCGCUGUCGACGCCCAUGCUCAUGCCCGAUGGCGCUGAGGACGGGGAGGGAGCGACGAUGUCGACGCCCACGUCCACGUUCAGCUCUGCGUCGUUCGCGUCGGCGCUUGCGUCGGCGUCGUCCUCUACUGUUGCGUCUGCUGUGUCGACGCCCUCGAUGGGCGUGUCUGCUCUCCCCCUGCCUCCGACGCCGCACUCGCUCGCAGCCUCGAUGACCUCGUUCGGCUCGUCGGCGGCGUCCAGCCCAAGAAAGCACUACCCCGGCCGGCCGCUGCCGGUGACGCCGCCGCGCUCGCCGCUGGCGUGCUCGCCGUCUCCGAUGCAGGCGUGGCUCGCUGCGCGGACGAACACGGGCGCAGGACCGAUGGUGGACGGACACAGGCUGCGCCCGAGCGCGUCGGCGCACAAUCUGAGCAUCGGCACGGGCGCCGGCGUGGGCGAAGUCAGGCUGCGCCCGAGCGCGUCUGUACAGUUCCUUAAAGGGCGAACUAACUUCAUUGCCAAUGCGGAUGGCCACGUCGCCUCGAGCUCGACGUUCGGCCCCGCAUCAGCCUCGGGCUCGGGCUCGGGUGUGCCAGAGGGCCUGCUCAUCGACCUGAGCGAGGACUCGCAGCUCGCGGCGCAUCCGGCACUGUCGCGCUUCGGAGGAGGCGCGGGCGCACCGCUCCCGCCGGAUCUUUUCGACGUCGCCUUCGACGGGCCGAGUGACCGGGACGAAGACCCGGUCGAUGAUCCCGACGAUGAGGAGGAGGAGGAUUAUGACUCGGGCUCGGAGCCUGCGACGCCGACGAGUGGACCUGCGUGGAUGGCUGGUACGCGGAGCGGGAGCCCUAGCGCUGGGGCUGGGGUUGGUGCGGGCAGCGAUGGGCACGGUGUCAGCAGACAUGUUCGCGACAGUUUUUCCUCCAUUCCCUAUGGGUGUUUGCCGGUGGGCAGGGGUGUACAUGCGGGCAUGCACGACUCGAGGCUGUCGCUGGCUUCGAACGGCGCGGACGAUGCGGUGGACGAGUUUCUCUCUGCGCCGUCGACGCCGCUGCCGGCGCAUGCUGUUCUGACGCCGAACGCGCUUGUGCCUGCGCGGCUGCCCAUCCACGCGGAGGUCGGGGCAGAGGAAGAGGAAGAAGAGGAGGAACGAGCUCUUGCCGAAUUCAAUGACGCGGAUGCAGACGGGGAAGCCGAAGAUGAGGAAGGCGAGGUGGACGAGGACGCCUCUGCGACAGCCUCGUACGAGUCUACGCCGUACGGCUCAUAUGACUCGACGCGUCUGCAAGGCAGCGCGAACGACGGCCCAGACGUCGCCUCCGUCCUCGCGCGGCUCAGCUCCGGCCCGGGUGCGCGGGCGGACGGAUCCGACUACGAAGUGAGUGCUCCUGCCGCGCACCGCGAGGGCCACUUGAUGCUCAACAAGCAGCGGCGCGAUGUGGCGGCCGCGACGGCCGCGGCCGGCUCUGCUUCUGCUGCAGCGGGUCAUCAAAGCCAGCCGCCCCGCCGUCGCCGCGGCGGGUGCGGUGCUGCUGCUGCUGCUGCGCUGUUGAUGAUCGCGGAUCUGCUUGGGCCCGCUCGGCUGCACUCGUCGCUGGGCGAUGAGCGUGCUGCUGCUGGUUCUUUUCCCGGGGGAGCUGGUGGUGGAGAGGGGGCGGGGCGGGGGCAGGGGGGAGAGGCAGCGGGAGUGUCGAGGGCAGAGAGAAUCGAGGCGGCGCUGGCGGCGUGUCUUGUGGGUAGAGUUGAUCUGGAGCGGAGGCGGGUGAUGAGGGACGGGCGGGUGAAGCUGAAGCUGGCGCUCCUUGGCGUUGGCGUGGACCGGUGCGCGAUCUGCAUGUCGCAGUUCAAGGAGGGGCAGCGCGGCGUGUUGGGGAUGAAGUGUCAGCAUGCGUUCCAUGAGCGUUGUGUGCGGGUGUGGCUCGCGAGCAGCAGGACGUGUCCGCUGUGCAGGGAACGGCUGGACUGUGAAUGAUGGGUGUUGAACGUUGACCUCGGAUAUCGGACACGGACUUGAUUCGGGAACGAAAACGUAAAACGGCUAAUUUCGAAUCGGGGAAGGUGCUGUGCACACUUACUCUUUCGUGGACGACUUCCGUGUUUCAUCAUUCUACUCGUGACAUACCGCAAAAUCUGUGUUUCGUGCUUAUCUCUGGGACUUUCUUGUUUUCUUUCUUGCUUUGUCAUUUUCUUGAUCUGUCGUGUUCGCUUUCUUGGUUUCUUGUUGCUCUCUCAAUCUGUUGCGCCUAUGUUCAGGCCCAAUUGCAAGUAGUUUGUACUAAUACGUCACGUCAUGCUUCCUAAUCUCGUUCUCACAUACGCCGUGCUGAUUGUAUGUUAGCUCCCCACUCUACACACGGACACCGACGAAACGGCCCCUCCUGUACCCAUUUUGCGCUUGUUGUAUCUCACCUUGACGCACCCAUGUACUUGUUUUUAC